Cryphonectria parasitica EP155 is the source of this 1926-nucleotide messenger RNA. RefSeq lists its product as uncharacterized. Lineage: Eukaryota; Fungi; Ascomycota; Sordariomycetes; Diaporthales; Cryphonectriaceae. The transcript is spliced from 3 exons. Bases 1 to 1926 code for a protein of 641 amino acids. Gene Ontology annotation, biological process: tRNA methylation. The record is from RefSeq and is a predicted model, not a curated record. Gene Ontology annotation, cellular component: nucleus; tRNA (m1A) methyltransferase complex.
AUGGGUACACACUCUCUAAUUGAGCCCCAUGCCUGGGUCAUUCUCCGACUUCCCAAUGGGAGCACGCGACUCCUUCAGAUCACCCCAAACACAACUCUUUCCCUGGGCAGAUAUGGCUGUUUCCCAAGCAACCUCAUUAUAAGACGUCCAUACCAUCUUACCUACGAGCUCCAGGACAAAGAUGCAUCGAGCAAUUCCUUUGCCCGCCUCCGCAUUGUGCCCGCCUCCGAGCUCCACGCCGAUGUAAUAGCCGAAGAGUCCACAUCCUCUCGACAAGAUAGCGCCGCUCCCGAGGACAACAUAAUAUCAGCAACAGAUGGUGUCGAGUACAGCCUGGUAGACAGCGAGACCGGAGCGGUAGUCGUCCGGUCUAACCGCGAGAUCAUCGACGACAAUGCGAGGCAGACGCUGACUUGGGAGGAGAUUGAGGCGCUGAAGCGCGACGGGACGGACUCGGGCCAGGACCUGAUUGCGAAGCUUAUGCUGGCACAUACGGGCAUGGACCAAAAGACAACUUUCAGUAUGGCCAAGUACAAGCUGCUGAAGGAGAAGAAGUUUUUGAGAAGGUUUACGGUCUUGCCAGUGGACGUGAACAAUUUCGGAAAUUUCUGGAUGGGCGAGAGGGACGGGAGUAAGAUCAUGGAGAUGAAGGAGGAGAUGAUCGGGCUCGUUGGCUGCUGGGCAAAUGUUCACUUCAGUGGAGUGGAUCAUGCGGCAGUGGACGAGAUACCCCCCAAGGAAGAAACAGAGGAGAUGGAGAUUGAGAAUGCGCGAAAGCCAAGGCAAACUGAGGGCAUAAGAUACCUGGUCGUAGAUGACACAGGUGGUUUACUCGUGGCAGCACUGGCCGAGAGGAUGGGAGUCCUAUAUCCGAGCGACGCCAAGAGCGCAGAGAAAGGCGCGGAAGAGCGUUCAAACGGUGUUGCCCAGCCGGAGAUCGAUGCCAAGGAGACUGCUUCGUCAGGCAAGCGUGACCACGCAGGAAACCCGAAGGAAUCUGGAGAGGUGAUAUCGCAACUGCACUCUUCUGACGGCACAGAGCCCUCUUCCAAGAAACGCCGACAACCACCGCCUCGAAAAUCCGACUUUCACAUCCCCUACAGUUCCACCAAUACCAUGACCCUGGUCCAUACCAAUGGCCAACCUAAUCUCACCCAUCUCAACUACUGGCAAUAUGACAGCACGAAUCCGAACCACCCACCACAUCCACUCCUCAACCACCUUCUCUCUCUCACCUGGCUCCAACUGUUAGAGCCUCAACUCGACUCCGUCUACACCACCGAGCCCCCGACCAACACGACCGAGGAGGUCUCCUCCUGGAAACCCAACCGCCGCGGAAACUACCACCGUAAGCGACGGCGCUGGGCGCGCACACGGUACGUCGUCGACACCGCACGGGCAGGCGGCUUUAGCGGACUCGUGGUAGCAAGCACUAUGGACCCUAUCUCGGUGCUGCGGCCUCUGCUCCCGCUGCUCGACGGCGGCGCGCCUGUCGCCAUCUACAGCCCGCACAUAGAACCGCUCGCCAAGCUCGUCGACUGUUUCAGCGUGGCCAGGCGGGCCGCCUUCAUCGGGCGCCCCGACACCGCCGGCAAGACGCCGGAGGAGCUCGAGCGGUGGGAGGGCACGGAGGAGUUUCCCCUCAAUCCCCAGCUCCUGCUGGGCGUGCAGCUGCACAACAGCAGAGCAAAGAAGUGGCAGGUCUUGCCCGGCAGGACACACCCCGUGAUGACGACCCGCGGGGGUGCCGAGGGAUUCGUAUUUACAGCCUGGCGGGCGAAGCCUGCCGAGGGCAAGAUUGCGGCGAGAGGCAAGUUCCAGAAGAGGAGAACCGGGGCGAGCACGGCCGAGGGGGGGACUCCUGCCGAGGCUGCUGACACUCGUAUGUCUGGAUUUAGCUGGGGCACCGAUAUCAGAUCACCUUGA